Molecule: messenger RNA, 592 nt
Organism: Diabrotica virgifera virgifera (western corn rootworm)
Lineage: Eukaryota; Metazoa; Arthropoda; Insecta; Coleoptera; Chrysomelidae
Exons: 4
Coding region: 128-481 (117 amino acids)
Source: RefSeq, a predicted model, not a curated record
UUGAUGCUUACAUUAAUACUGACUUAAGUAUUCUUUACUUACUAGUAUAAAACUGAAGUUUAGUACUCCACCUUCUUAGUUUUUUGUUCUCUUUGCCAUUAGCUGUAAAUAAAAUAUUUUACACAAGAUGAAAUCAGUAUUCGUUAUUGUAUUCUUCGCUUGUUUUGGUAUUAUAUUAUCAGCAAAACUUCCAACUCCAGCACCAAGUCCAACACCAGAACCAGAUGACUUAGUCUGUGGAGUUUGUUUUAUGAUUGGGAAUAUCAUGGAAGCUUUCAAGAAAGAAGAUAUUCCUAAGGAAACAGCAACAUCGCAAAAGACUUUUGUUUGUGAAGUAGUGUUUGCAACUGAAGAAACAAGGCAACUAUGCUUGGACUCAUAUCUAGAGGAGGUUGAUUCCUUUUAUGACGAAGUUGACACUGACACAGUAAUGGACAAAUGCAUCCAAUUGAAAAAGUGUCCAGCUAGUGGAAGUUAUUAACGCUAUUAUUUUUCUAAAUAAAAAUAUAUUGUUAUUCUAAAUAAAAAGUGCUGAUGCUAAUAGAACAUAAAUGCAUUUUAUAACAAAAAAUAAACCAAUCUGAAACACAAA